Carcharodon carcharias (great white shark) is the source of this 2297-nucleotide messenger RNA. Its product is annotated as protein mono-ADP-ribosyltransferase PARP12-like. The transcript has 12 exons. The record is from RefSeq and is a predicted model, not a curated record. Gene Ontology annotation, molecular function: zinc ion binding; NAD+ poly-ADP-ribosyltransferase activity. Lineage: Eukaryota; Metazoa; Chordata; Chondrichthyes; Lamniformes; Lamnidae. The coding region runs from base 76 to 2073 and encodes 665 amino acids.
ACACCACCGAGACCAUUUUUUUUUGUCAAGCUCGCCUGUUUGAAAAGGAGAAAAUAAAAAAGGCGAGGAGGGGAAAUGUCGGAACUGACAGUCACAGAAUUCAGCCUCAAGAGCCUCUGUGCCAAUGAUGGGUCUCUGACUUACACCACCAUCCUCAGGGAAGUUGGUAGCCGUUUCGGGGUCUGUGGGCAGGACGUAGACCGAGCCCUGAGCAACACUCAACACUUCGCUUUGGUGAAAUGUCCUGGAGCCCUGGGGUCCAACCUGGUCAUCGCUGUCACCUCGGUCAGGCUGUGCAAGAACUAUCCGAACAGAGACUGUGAGGACUGUGGCAAGCUGCACUUAUGUCGCCGCUUUAUCUAUGACGACUGUAGACCAAACAAAGCCGAGAAGCCCUGCUCAAAUUCUCAUGACCUCCAGUCCCCUCACAAUCAGGCCGUCUUGAGUAACAAUGGACUUCGCAACCUGGACAUUAAAGAACUGCGUCAGCUGCUCCUGCAGAAUGACCCCACCCUGCUCCCUGAGGUCUGUGCCUUUUACAACAAGGGGAAUGCUCCCUAUGGUUCUUGCAACUACAAACAGAAUUGCAAAAAACUUCACAUCUGCCUUCAGUUUGUUCUGGAGGCCUGUGCGCUCGGGGACCAGUGUGAGCGAUCCCACAGCUUCCUGGAAAGCCGGAUUUUGCUGGAGAAUUGCAGAUUGAACAUCGAAAUGAUCUGUGACGUGCCGUCCGUUUAUCGUAACAUCUGCGAGAUCAGGAGAAGGGAGGCUGACAAAGCUAAGGGGCCAUCACCUAGUCUCUCCCCCAAUAACCCCAGCAAUAACGUGGGGAGUGAGGAGAUCUGCUUGUUCUUUCUGAGGAAGCACUGUUCCUUUAAAGAUCGGUGUAAGCUGGUUCACUUCAACCUCCCUUAUCGAUGGCAGGUUUACGAGGGUGGGUGGAUAGAUCUCCCAGACAUGGAGCAGAUUGAAAAGGAUUAUUGCGACCCUAAAAUCGUAGGCAGAGCAGUGCCCCCAGCUGUUAACUUCAUAACCAUGACUAACCACUUGAACAGAGUGAGGCGUCUGUCCACCGUCUCUUCUGUUACUAAGCCUCAGCACUACACCCUGACCACUGAAUGGCUCUGGUACUGGCAGGCUGACACUGGAGAGUGGAUCGAAUAUGGUAAACAGCAAGGCUCCGACACUCCCUCAGUCACAUCCAACGAUCUGGAGAACUUGUAUUUGGCAGACAGCAAAGAGAAUGUCAUAUUCAUGAUUGGGGGUUACCAUUACACUGUGGAUUUUGAAGCGAUGAUCCAGAGAAACCUGCUCCUUGAAACGUGCAGGGAAAUCCGAAGACGACCUCGGUUCAUUACAGAACAGGAGAUGGAAAGGCAGAUGUACAGGAAUGAUAAGGUAAAAGCGGACGCAGCCCAAAGCAAACCCGUUCCCGCACACUGGGACAUGUCAGCUCAGCCAACCACUGGAUAUAAGCUUGUCCUCUUGCCCAAGUCCUCGGAGGAAUAUAAACGGGUGCAGGCCCUCUUUCAGCGGACAAUGAGGAACAAUGUGAUCCAGAAAAUCGAACGAAUCCAAAACCAGGCCCUUUGGGAAGUCUUUCAAUGGCAGAAAGAGCAGAUGAUGAAGAAAAAUGGUGGCAAAGAGGUGGUCGAGAAGCAUCUUUUCUACGGUUGGAACUCUUCACCCAUUACGAGCGUCUGUGAGGGGAACAUUGACUGGAGGACCUGUGGGACACACGGAGAAGGAUACGGGAAAGGAAGUUACUUUGCCAGAGACGCCUCCUACGCAGACAACUAUUUCUCAACCAACUCGGCCACCAAGACGAUGAUUUUAGCAAGGGUUCUGGUUGGCCAGUUUUUCAAAGGAAGGGCAGAUUACUGUCGACCACCUUCGAAAGAUGCCACACACACCAAUCUAUAUGACAGCUGCACAGACAAUGACGCCAACCCAUCGAUCUUCGUCAUAUUUGAGAAGCACCAAAUCUACCCAGAGUACGUCAUCGAGUACAGCAACAAAGUUGGCUUCUUCCAAUGGAUGCUGGGAGUUUUCUCGGGACAGUCUGCCAAGUGACGGCCGCCUUAUGCCAUUUUAUCUGCAGCCCAUGCACUGUCUCAGUCUGGUUGCUCGUUCUUGGUUCAGCUCACUCACUCUCUCCACAGUUGACCAUUAAUCAUUAAUCAGCCAUUCCAAUGGGGUAUUUAGUCAAGCGGAGCAACCUAAAUUGUUUUUUGUUUUGUCCGUGGACGUGUGAUGAGCAACCCAAUCAGUUAUAAUAAGUAAAUUUUGUUACAGGA